UUCUAAAUCCUAGUAACCUGGAAGGCGCAAAACGUCAUAAAAAAUCAAAAAAUCUACAGGUAUACGUCGUAAAAUCUUAAGCCCGAGCUUACCGCUCCUAGAGCACACCAGAAACAAUGGUCAAUUGUUUUAGUGAACAGUCUCCGGUGAAAAUUCCAAAUUUCAGCCACUUUCGAAAAUCAUUUCUUUACACCCCGUGCAACUGUCCGGUGGUUAAUUGCGAAUUCUCGGAUGUCCAGCAGCCGGAACGGAAACCGCGCAGCUACCGGACGACCAGGCGGAUUCGUCGACUAGCUAAACCCAAACAAUGUACCCGAAAAUUCCAUCCUAGACCCGUCACUCAGUAUGGGCGGACAAUCGAGCGUAUCCAAGCCUACAAAGAACCGUAUGCUUCGACCAGGCUUCAACAGCUUGCCCUACCAAAGGUUCGGAAGCUGAUCGCUGCCCGGGAUGAGUACCGCAAGUUCAUCAGGAAAUGUUGGUUCGACCGAUUCGGGAAGCGGAUCAAACGAAGCAUGUUCACGGUUUACAGUCGGUUGGCUAACGUACAGUUGCCGCCGGAGAGGCCAAAACCUGUUAAAAUGAGUCCGGAGCAGUGGAAAAAGCACCAACAGUGGCUAGCGAAAAAUGCCCUUGCAAAGGUAGCGAAAAAACCAAAAAUUAAAGCGCGAAAGAAGAUGACCAUAGACGACCUGUGGGUUCGAAUUGUUCUGCUAUCGGUGCCGCGAGCUCCACGCACCAAAUUUGCCGGUCCACCGAAACCGCAGUACGUUAAACCGGCCGCUCUUAAGGCCCCGACCAGUGACCAUGUGCGGAAUCUGUGCAUUCCUAAGGAAAGGCACCGUCGCGAGAAGGGUCGUAUCAAAGAGCCAACCGGCCUACCGGAGGAAGUGCUGAAAGCCGUCGCUUCCUCGAGAGUGGUCGAACUAGCUCAGCAUAAAGUGUACCGCAAUGUGCGGAACUUCUUCAAGGACAAUCCGUUUUCGGUGGAGCCACGUGCCCUGAAGGCUAAAGCAUCCGAUCGCAUCCUUGAGUUGGCUAAACCAAAGAAAAGAAAGUAGGACCAAAAAUAAAUUUUAAUCAACAGUUUAAUCUUACGCGAUCAAUAAGCCUGGACUAUCUUUCGGAGGAAUAAAUAUUGCAAAUUUUUAGUUGUCGAUUGGUUGAAAUGUAUUAUCAACAGACUGCUUUUGAUUGGCUAACUGAAUAAAUAUUUGGUUUUAGUUUAAA
Messenger RNA from Uranotaenia lowii, 1230 nucleotides. RefSeq lists its product as uncharacterized. The transcript is spliced from 3 exons. The coding region runs from base 117 to 1061 and encodes 314 amino acids. The record is from RefSeq and is a predicted model, not a curated record. NCBI's taxonomy places the organism in Eukaryota, Metazoa, Arthropoda, Insecta, Diptera, Culicidae.